Messenger RNA from Priceomyces carsonii, 1203 nucleotides. RefSeq names its product alpha-1,6-mannosyltransferase (gene HOC1). Gene Ontology annotation, cellular component: mannan polymerase complex. Lineage: Eukaryota; Fungi; Ascomycota; Pichiomycetes; Serinales; Debaryomycetaceae. The record is from RefSeq and is a predicted model, not a curated record. The coding region runs from base 1 to 1203 and encodes 400 amino acids. The transcript has a single exon. Gene Ontology annotation, molecular function: alpha-1,6-mannosyltransferase activity. Gene Ontology annotation, biological process: protein N-linked glycosylation.
AUGAGUAAAACAUAUAGUAAGCGAAAAAAAUAUUUCAUUAUAACGACUGUUAUCGUCUUGAUUAUACUUAUGGUCGCUAAAUUAUAUACUUCGAAUAAUUCUGGAAACAACUUUCAAGAAGUAAUACAAAGUGUUCCUAAUGAAAAAUUGCUUGGGCUUACCAACUUCAUAUCAAAUGAAAAUGAAAAAACGCAAGAUGCCUUUUUCAAAAAGCUUUCAAAAAUCACUAUUGAUAUGAUUCAGAAACAAGAUGAGAGAUUGAAAAAGCUAGAGCAACAAAACGAAUUAUUACUUCAAGAACUUCAUUCCCUUAAAUUGCCUCCUCAGUCAGCAUCAUUGAGAGAAAAAUUAGUUUUUCUUUAUCCUUACGAUCUAACGACCAGGUUCCCAGGGUAUGUUUGGCAAUCAUGGAAGUAUGGAUUAAAUGAUGAUCGAUUUGAUUCAAGGUUUAGAGAAGGGGAAAUACAAUGGGCAAACAAAAAUCCGGGCUUUGUUCAUGAGAUAUUCAAUGAUGACACUGCUCAUGCUGUCAUCAGACAUUUAUACAAACAGAUUCCAGAGGUUGGAGAAGCAUAUAAAUUAUUACCUGAGGUUAUACUAAAAAUGGACUUUUUUAGAUACUUGAUUCUUUUUGCUAAAGGUGGUGUGUAUGCCGAUAUUGAUACCUAUCCCUUACAACCGAUUCCCAACUGGAUCCCUCAGAAUGUUAGCCCUGAAGAGUUAGGAUUAAUAAUUAGCAUAGGAUCUGAUUCCAAUUCUCCAAAUUGGAGAUUAGAAAGUGCUCGACGUUUACAAUUUGGUCAGUUUGUGAUACAAGCAAAACCUGGACAUCCCAUAUUGCGAGAAAUGAUUGCUCAAAUAGUAGAAGAAACUGUGUCAAAGAGUAAAGAUUCGAAUCCAGAUGCAAUUCACUUAACUGGUUCAUCAAACCAGAAGAAUUUAAAAAUCUUAAAGUGGACUGGAAGUGGUCGAUGGACAGAUAUUAUAAUGAACUAUUUUAAUGACUAUAUUCAAAGCUCUAUUUAUCAAAAGGUUACAUGGAAGGAUUUCCAUGAGUUGAAGGUACCGAAACUAGUUAGCGAUGUUCUAGUAUUGCCCUUGGAGUCAUUUAGUUCAGAGAUUGACAUCCCCAAGGAUGGCAAAAUUGGGGAUCCUUUGGCAUUCGUAAAGCACUAUGCGGCAAAUAUUUGGAAAUCCAGUUGA